Owenia fusiformis is the source of this 2644-nucleotide messenger RNA. Lineage: Eukaryota; Metazoa; Annelida; Polychaeta; Sabellida; Oweniidae. The record is from the annotation of a GenBank genome assembly.
CUUUUCGAGAUCUGGGAACUGGUGCUGAAAAGGUUUGAAAAUGCGCUUGAUGAUAAGCCCAGCGUUAGUUCUAUUUUCUCUCAGCCUGUUUAUUACGAGUGGGAAUAGCGACAGAUAUGGACCACCGAUUUCAAGAGGGUGUCCAGUCGACAAAUGUUGCAAACACGGGUUUAAAUGGUAUUGGUCAACUGGAGGAAGAUAUUAUAGAUGGAAAUCUAUGUUUUCCGAAGUAGAAGAAAGUAAACAGUGUGAUUAUGGUAAAGUGUUUGACGUGAGGAAAUGCUACUGCGUUAGGGUAGAAGCAGGGUGUCCUUAUGGCAAGUGUUGUAAAUACGGGAAAUGGUAUUGGCCAGUCGGUGGAAGGCACUAUCAAUGCAAAGUUUUACCCGACGGCCAUAUAGAAAGUAAACAAUGCCCAUAUGGUGAAGUGUUUGACUUGAAGAAAUGUGGCUGUGUUAAAGCUGCUACAGGUUGCAAAUGGUCACCAUUUGGUGAUUGGGAAUACAUAGAUCAGUGCUCUAAACCAUGCGGUGGGGGAUAUAGAAGAAAACGAGGAACACGCACUAAACAAAUCAGCCAUGAGCCUAAUGACAAAUGCGAAGGAGAUGAGCAUAAAAUAAUCAGUGUGCCAUGCAACAUAGAUCCUUGCGAGAUAUUGUGUGAGCCUCCUUUGCCAUAUGCACCAGCCAAUGGAUAUAGGCUUGGGCACAGUGAUACAGAACCGUAUCAUCCGGGAGAGGUUAUCACAUAUAAAUGUGACAAAUGUUACAAGAUUAAAGGGGGCGAUGAUGAUAUUAAGUGUAAACCUAAUGGUCAAUGGGAUGGUCCCGUUCCGACUUGUGAAAAAAUAAGAUGUCAAACGGUUCAAGCCCCUUAUAACGGUUACAUAGUAUACGCUGACAGGAAUUGUGAUGGCAGAACUAAAUUUGCCUGUAACGAGGGAUAUAAAAUUGUUGGAUAUGCUGAGAUUAAAUGUUUGGAGAAUGGUCAAUACAAUUACAAUCCACCAAAAUGUGUCCUAGAGUGUCCUACCGGAAAAUGUUGCAAAAAUGGAAAAUGGUAUUGGCCAAUUGGCGGAAGGGGAUACCAAUGCAAAGUUUUACCUAAUGGACCUGUCGAAAGUAAACAAUGCCCAUAUUGCCAAGUGUUUGAUGUGCAGAAAUGUGAUUGCGUUGACGUUGAAAUUCAAUGUAAAGCGGUUCAAGCUCCUCAUAAUGGUUACAUAGUAUAUGCUGACAGGAAUUGUGAUGGCAGAACUAAGUUUGCUUGUAACGAGGGCUAUAAACCUGUUGGAUAUGCUGAGAUUAAAUGUUUGGAGAAUGGACAAUAUAAUUACAAUCCACCAAAAUGUGUCCUAGAGUGUCCUCCCGGAAAAUGUUGCAAAAAUGGGAAAUGGUAUUGGCCAAUUGGCGGAAGGGGAUACCAAUGCAAAGUUUUACCUAAUGGACCUGUCGAAAGUAAACAAUGCCCAUAUUGCCAAGUGUUUGAUGUUGACAAAUGUGACUGCGUUGAUGUUGAGAUACAAUGUCAAGCGGUUCAAGCCCCUGAUAAUGGUUACAUAGUAUACACUGACAGGGGUUGUGGCGGCAGAACUAAGUUUAAUUGUAACGAGGGAUAUAAACUUGUUGGAUAUGCUGAGAUUAAAUGUUUGGAGAAUGGACAAUACAAUUACAAUCCACCAAAAUGUGUCCUAGAGUGUCCUUCCGGAAAAUGUUGCAAAAAUGGGAAAUGGUAUUGGCCAAUUGGCGGAAGGGGAUAUCAAUGCAAGGUUUUACCUAAUGGACCUGUCGAAAGUAAAGAAUGCCCAUAUUGCCAAGUGUUUGAUCUGGAGAAAUGUGAUUGCGUUGACGUUGAAAUACAAUGUAAAGCGGUUCAAGCCCCUGAUAACGGUUACAUAGUAUACGCUGACAGGAAUUGUGAUGGCAGAACUAAGUUUGCUUGUAACGGGGGAUAUAAACGUGUUGGAUAUGCUGAGGUUAAAUGCUUGGAGAAUGGUCAAUAUGAUUACGAUCCACCAAAAUGUGUCCCUGAGUGUCCCCCUGGUAAAUGUUGCAAAAAUGGAAAAUGGUAUUGGCCAAUUGGCGGAAGAUACUAUAAAUGCAAAGUUUUACCUAAUGGAAAUGUUGAAAGUAAACAAUGCCCAUAUUGCAAAGUGUUUGACGUGGAUAAAUGUGACUGCAUUGACGCUGAGAUACAGUGCUCAUCGGUCCAAGCCCCUCAAAAUGGAUAUGUUUCUAACUCUGACAGAAAUUGUGGCGGGAGAACUAAGUUUAAUUGUAACGGGGGAUAUAAACUUGCUGGAUAUGCUGAGAUUAAGUGUUUGGAGAAUGGCCAAUACAAUUACAAUCCGCCAAAAUGUGUUCCCGAUUGUAGAGGGGGAUGGGGACCAUGGGGUGAAUGGCAUUGUGACUCUUGUAAGAGGACUGGAUACGGACGCAAUAAACGAUGCAGUAAGACAUGUACUAAGAUAAGGGUGUGCCGACCAUGCGGCUAUCGUGGCUAUAGCCGUGAUGAUGAUGAUGAUGACGAUCGCAGAAAGAGAAACACGAAUGACGAUGUCGAACUCGUCCGAAGAGACGGAGGAGGAGGGCCGUCAUGCGACGGAGAUUCCAAAGCUUAUAAGACAGUAUCAUGCUACUGUUAA